Molecule: messenger RNA, 946 nt
Organism: Trametes versicolor FP-101664 SS1
Lineage: Eukaryota; Fungi; Basidiomycota; Agaricomycetes; Polyporales; Polyporaceae
Exons: 6
Coding region: 21-854 (277 amino acids)
Source: RefSeq, a predicted model, not a curated record
ACCACAUAUAGUUUCUAGCUAUGACUGGUCCUCCUACCCCACCCCCUUCGAGUGCUGUUGAGAUCGAAGAUGCCGCCCGUACAAUGUUGCCGCCACCGGCUGCCGUACCCGCCACCGAGCCCGUAGUACCUCCUGCGGACGCGUCUGAGCCCGAAGGGGCACAACCACCUCCCGUUGCACAGGCAAAACAAGUCACCUCAUACGAGCUGCUCUUCCCGAGUAUAUCAGAUAUGGCAAGGAACGGCAGUCUUGGGGAACUCAUUGAGCUCGCAGAGCGUGGAGAUCUAUCUGCUGAAUACCAUACCGAUCCCUCACGAAUGCUCCUGGUGGCCCCUUUAGUACUCGCCUACAUGAUAACGGACCAGCUACCUGCUGCACGCCAUGCAAUGACGCGACUGCCUGAGAGUCUCGCAUCUUAUGGACUGUCCCAAGCGCUCUUUCAGGUUCUGGCGUCUACACACGAGCGCAAGUACUCGGACGUAUACCGCCGGGCCGAAGAAUUGCAUGAAUUUGUCUCGCAGCCUGCGUUCGCGGAUGCUGCUCUUGGUCAAAUCCUUGCCGGGAUGGUCGCUUCAUUCAUCGUCUCCUUCCGGAAGAAGACAUUCGAACUAUUGUCCACGGCAUACACUUCGAUCCCCCUGCCUCUAGCACAGUGGUACUUGGGCUACCCCGGCGACAAGGCGGAAGAAGUCCUGAAUGUCGCUCUGGCCAACAACUGGAAGUUCGACCAAACCACUCGGAUCUUCACACCGUCCACGCAACCGACUACAUCCUCCCGAGGGAUUGGAUAUACGCAAUCGACGCUGCAGGCCUUGAAUUUGGUAGCGGAUACCGUCGCAAAUCUGGAAGCUUGAGCUUCAAAUUGGAGGGGUGCUGCACGCAUGAUUCUCUGAGCCCAUGUAUAGUAUUCUUGAUGCCCUGGCAAACGACUUCAUGUUAUGUUGGC